Triplophysa dalaica is the source of this 3790-nucleotide messenger RNA. RefSeq names its product syntaxin binding protein 6 (amisyn), like (gene stxbp6l). The transcript has 7 exons. The record is from RefSeq and is a predicted model, not a curated record. Bases 1679 to 2626 code for a protein of 315 amino acids. NCBI's taxonomy places the organism in Eukaryota, Metazoa, Chordata, Actinopteri, Cypriniformes, Nemacheilidae.
AUUCAUGGCGGCAAUGUUAUGAUACACAAAUAAAGAGAAAUAUUUUUAAUGUUACAUUUAAUGUUACUUGUGAUAUGCAUAAUGAACCACGCUGAUAAUGCAGGAUAAGCCUUUCAUGCUUGCGUUUACAUAUUUUACAGUCUCUACGUUGUCAAUACAUCUCAUGUCCUUGCCUUGACUCAGAACUGUGAAGGUUUCCUGUAGCUCAGUGGUAAGAGUAUUGCGUUAACGCAAGAUUGUGACAGACAUUAAGGACUGCGGUCUUUAGCCUCCUCGUAAAUGUGCCUGACCUACCCGGUCGAGGCCCGCUUGGAGCGGUGCAGUCCGUUCCGGUUAUACGUAGGACCUACGCCGUACCCUCUAUACCAUAGGUUUUGUAAUGUCAAGGUUUUUUGGCCCAACGAAAACCUUGCGCCGAAGCGAGCCAGCUGGGGCUUGAGGAGUGGUUAAGUGUAAGGCAGAGAUUAUCUGAUUGAGGAACCGUGGCAAGGAAGUAGGGAAGGAAGGACCAUGGCGGGAACCAGCGAACAUUCAAUAAAGUUUAAUAAAAAAUAAACAAACAAUAACACGGUAGUAAAAGACCGGCAGCCACCUCACGGUCGACUGCCGGCCAAAAGAACAUAAAUACAAACUUAACAUAUGUCCGGGCUCGGUCCUCUCUCGUUGUACACUCUGCCACUCGUCCUUUAAUGCUUCCGAUCUCCAUCGUGAGAGAUACGGAGCCGGUGCAAAACAACAACAAGCCUAUGCUUUUUCAAUGAGAAAUGCACGUAUCCUUAUGUAAAACAUAGCCUAUGGUCUGAGCAAAUAGGCUCCAGCAAAGUCCAUUUACGUGAGUCUUGGCACUCGGCGGCCAUGUUUGCAAUGCUUCUGGGCUUCUGGGUUAUUUACGUAAAUGCAAGUCAACAGUCAUAUCUUCUUGAAUGGUGGAAGGGAAAUAUUUAUAAAAUCGCUGGCAAAAAUCAUUACUAAAUACCAAAUUUCCAAUCUAUGAUUGAUGAUCUAUGGACUGUACCCUUACUAAUAAUUGUACAAUAACUUUGGUUUGCAAAGCUAAAAUCAUCUUUUUCAAGGUUGUUUCAACUACUGCACUUGCACACGGGCUUGCAACAGCGCUGCCCCAGAGAAUCGUUAGUCUUUAUUGAUUAACGAUUGGAAGUCUUUCUUUGGUAGGGUAUCCAUAUUGAACGUUGCAUUACUCUGCAGACAUUGUAAUGGCACUGGUGCAUCUUGUUAAUAUAUACUAUCUUUGGCUCCAGCCCUCCUCACGCCCUGUUGAUGAUAAACAUGUUGUAAGGAGGGAUAGAAGAAUGGUUAUCAUGGGGAUCAAUUUAUCUAUUCGUAAUAAGUUUUUACCCCAUGAUAAUCUUCCAAAACAUUCUACAUGUUUUUGAAACAGUGAUGGCUAAUUUGUUUUCACAAGAUUCUUGAAUGAUUAUUAUUCUAAGAAUGAUUUAAUACAACAUAUAUUUUAUUGAUGCAUUUAGUCCUUUCCCCCAGAUUUAAAUUGUUUAGGUAUGUAACUGUAUGUGCAAAGUUGUUUUUUGUGCUAGCUAACUCUCGCCCAUGAUGCUCCAAACUGCCCACAGUGCUUUCUAGGUAGGCAGCUCCCUAUGCUGUUACACAGCCUUUUUGUCUCGUCCAGUGCCAUGCACAAUCAAUCUACAGUCAGUCUCAAAUGAGAGAGAAAGAUGGCUUGACAGAGCUGAUAAAAACUGGGCUACAAAAAACAUUUCUCCGAUCUUUGGGGUUAGAGAGAGCAACAAAGUUAUUUUGUUAUAUAGACACUUUGAAGAUGAACAUUCAGUCAGCCAUCAGUCGUGAGAUCUUUAUCCCAAGUGAUGAAAAGUUACUGGUAGCCAUUGAGGUGAGGAGAAGAAUAAGGAGAAAACUUUCUUUCCUAAAGGGUGGUCUCAAGAAGGACUAUCUAACUUUCCUCUGCUUAUCAGUUAAUAACAGCAGACCAGCGGAAGCCCUUAUUACUAAAGUUAAAAGGUAUCGAGGCACAAGACAGUAUUUCAAAAGAUCUCAAUGGUCUGUGCGGCAGCUUCGUCAGGUCAAUGGCGUUAACCCAAAUGAGGACUCUCCUGAGUUCGACCUUGUGCUUGAUCGCACUUCUGAUCAGUGGGAGGCCAGCUCAGCUGCAGAGAAGUGCAUGUUUGUGCAAGUUUUGUACCAUGCUUGUAAAAACUACUGGGAGGCAAACCCUGGCCAAAACAACCCAUCUUCCCCUGGAGACCAGAAGAUACCUGGGGCUCCAGAGAUCAAGAAGAGCCACGGUGAAACACUAAGAACAAAAUUUGUUAACUGUCAGCCAAAGUUAAUGGGAGAUGCUUGCUCUGUUAAUAUGGUCAUCUAUCGCUGCACAAUAUUUUUGAACAGAAUGAAGAACAGUAUAGUUUCAAACAAGGGCAAAUUUAAGGAUGAAGCAAAACCUGUAAAAGCAUCUAAGAGCAGCCCCUCCCCUCCAAUGGUACAGAAGAUGGGAAAUGUGAUGCGGAGGGCUAGUCAGGUUCUGAGUGAGCAUGGAGAGCGUGUGAUGAAGGUUGAAGAUAAGACCAGCCAUCUGUUUCAUGGGGCCAAACCGUUUUCAGCUGCUCAGAAGCUGGCACUGAAGCAGAUUUAGAGGUGUGGACAGCUUGCUAAUAAACAUAAAUAGCUUUUAAUCAUCUGGUAGUUCUUUAGAUUGCUUUAAAAUGUCUGAUUUUUACGCCCCAUCUUUUUUUGUAAACCAUCCUUCAAUGAAAGCUUAAGUAGUUUUAUAGAUUAUUCUUAACAACUGGAUGCACAAAUCAAGGAAUCGUGAAGAAUGAUAUGGUUUUUAGCCUAAAAUUUAAUGAGAUGAUACAAAGCAGACCUUAAUCUAAGAUGUUAAAAUGAUAUAACAAGCAGCUGGCUGUUCCUCCUGUAUUGAAAAUGUACAAGUGGUCUUUUUCCUUUUGCAAGUAAUCUCCUUUAAAACUAAGUGCACAUCAGGAUGAACGGAUAGAAAUAAAUGUACCAGCGUAGACCUGUUAAUUAAUUUUGUAUUUCAGGCUGAGGUCAAUUUACAUUUGUUUUUGUGGAAAGUGUAUUAUAAUAUUUCUAUACUAUACUAUAUACUAUAAACUAUACUACACUCUUUUCCCACUUCCAUUGAAUCUAAGCACUGUUUUACCUGAUUCUGAACAGAAGGAAUACAAUAUGUGUGGUUUGGGUGUAGAACAUAAGUGUUGCUUCUGAAUUUACUCUAAUAAUUAAGCACAAAUAGUUAUGAACAUAACAGACAAGUUUACUCUGUAACAGCUGUACCUCUCUCAUUUAUUAUUUAGCUGUUUUACCCAUGCUUAAAUCUGUUACUUAGUAGUUUGUAAGAGAUAAUAACAAAUACUAAAAUCUCAUUUUGAAUGUUUAUGUAUUUAGAUGUCUGUGUAAAUCAAAUUCCUGUUCUAUCAAAUUCCUGUUCUGUCAAUAUCGUCCAGCAUCUUUGUAUCUAAUUCUUUGACAAUAUCAUGAUGCAUCAUUUGUUGUUGUAGCAGAUGCAUGAAUCUUUUAAAUAUAAAAGACCAAAAAAGUUGUUGUUUUUGCUUUAAGCAGAUACACCUAUUUGGUGUUUACAUGUUCUGUGCAGCUUGCUUUCCAUAGUUAUCGAUAUGUUGCUUUCACUCAUCAUUCUUCAUAUAUUUGUAUGUAACUAAAUUAUGUACCUCUUUGUAUGUAACUUUGUGUGCUUGUCUUGUGACACUGAGUUAGGAAUAAACCCACAUUUAAUAAAUAUAUCAAUCAGGAAACAAUAGUGAUAUGGGUGAUA